This is a messenger RNA of Archocentrus centrarchus (flier cichlid), 2234 nucleotides long. It is a transcript of the gene traf3ip3, whose product is annotated as TRAF3 interacting protein 3. The coding region runs from base 184 to 1941 and encodes 585 amino acids. The record is from RefSeq and is a predicted model, not a curated record. The transcript has 14 exons. NCBI's taxonomy places the organism in Eukaryota, Metazoa, Chordata, Actinopteri, Cichliformes, Cichlidae.
UUCACUUCCUGUAAAAAUUAUGCUCAACAGAAACAGCUACAUGUGAAACACAGGCAAAACCCCCGGCACUAUUUCCGAAGAGUGAGAAAAUGGGUGACUUGUCAACUACCUCAUGAAGAGUUCUCCCCACUGAAUGAGAUGGCUCAGUAGGCUUGAGGCGACAUAACAGCCAGAGGAGCUGCCAUGGACGCCCUGGCCAUCAGUGGACUCCAAAUCUCUCCAGAGAAGUACUUUGACCGAAUACUGGACAUCAGGGCAGAGAAACGCGAGCACCUGCGAGGGCGUAACAAUGUGACCUCAUGUCGGAGCCCUGCGAGAGAAAUUAACACAAGACAGCUAAAGAAUGAACUGAAAGAAAAGAGGCAUCUGGAGUUCCUGAGGAGGAGAUCGGUGAGCCCGGAGCCAUGCGAACGCUCAUCAAGAAGAAAAUCUCCUGUAUUUUCAGUGAAAUAUCACAGUUCAAGUUACAGUCGUGAGGCGGUGCAGACAAACACGCAAAAUGCUAAAGGACAUCCACUGAUAGCUUUAACACCAAACAGCAGCACAACCGAUGAUCCGGGCAGCAGCAAAUGGGCCUCAUUGUGGUCAGAACAGAUAAGAGUGAUAAAGCAGGACAAAAGUCAUGCAAAGAAGCAAACACCUACCUCCACUCCAUCUGUAAAGGAAUCAGACCAGCACAGGGUGAAAAGUAUACAUAAAACGGACACCAGUGUGAAUGUGCAAAAGACAACCAUGAAAACACUCAUCCAAAGAGAAAAGAUUCAACAGAAAACAUCUGUGCAAACUGAAAGCACUCUUCAGAAAAAGAUACUGAGAGAGUCCAGUGUGCAGACUGAGUCCGGCCUUGUCACCAUCAAGGAAUCAGAAAUUCAGAGAUUAGCUGACUACCUGCAGGAGGCCCUGUGGAGAGAAGAUGUGGUGAAGAAGAAGCUGGCGGACCUCCAGGAGAGCACGACAAACCUUGUGAACUCCUCCAACAAAAUAUGGACUUCUCGCUGCAGUGAAGAUCUGCUGAGAAACAAGAUCAAGGCUUUGGAGGCGCAGCUGCAAGUCUGUCUGCAGAAGUUUCCAAAAGAUGGAGUGAAGAAACUGGUGGUACAGAUGGAGAAGCAGAGGAUGGUAUAUGAAGAGAAGGCGUUGAUCGCCUUGCAGAAGGCCACGCAGGAGAAAACCGAGGCCCUCAGCAAGGCUGAGACACUGCAGGAAGCGCUAAUUACAGCAAAGGCAGAGGCCCUGAGGUGGCAAAGCCUUUAUGAGGAGCUGAAGCUGAGCUCUGGACACCUCAGGGAGAGUCAGCACCUCAGUAAUGAACAGCUGCAACAGCUGCACAGCCAAGUAGAGCUGUCCCGAGCCAGAGAGCAUGAGCUGAGAGAGGAGGUGCUUUCAUUAAGACAAGAAAAGCAGGACCUACAGUACAACAUUUGUCUGCUGGAGGAGGAUAACCAGACCCUGAGAGAAGAAAUCCAGCAUCUCAGAGAUGACAGCGAUGAGAGUCAAGACAUCAUGAUGCAGGAGUGUCUGGUGUCACAGGAAGCAGAACCACGGCUGACUGCAAGGAGAGACUCUCAGCUGUUGGAGCAGCUCCGUCACACUCAGGACAAACUCCAGCUCAAAGAGAGAGAGUGUGAGGAGCUGCAGACAGAGCUGCAUGCUAUGGAGCAGGAGUGUCAGUCCAGCCAGGCCCGGCUGUCGCAGUGCAGAGAUGAACUCAGGCAACUCAGUCACCGCCAUAGGAGAACAACACCAUGUGGAUCCUGGUGGAGGGUGUGCGUGUUCUUCCUUUUACUCCUCACUGUGGCGGGGGUCGUGAUGUUGUGGUUGUGGCAUCCCCCUUUCAGGGAGCAAGUUGAGGACCUGUACUCAGACAUAGAGACACGUAUUGAAGACUAUCUGAUUGAAAUGGCCUCUCCUCGACACUCAGGCUGUUUCAGACCAAUAUGAUAUUGCUAUGAUUAUUGUUUGUUUUUUUUUCCUGCUUCAUGUUAAAAUUAGAUUUGUGUAGGAUGUAGUUUGUUGACAUUUUUGUAUUUAAUAUCUGUUGACUUGGAACUUGAAGUGUCUGUGACAUGAGACAGCGCUGUGCGGAUGUUGGGGAUGUACUGGACAAGCGUGCAGAAAGUUCCAACACAGCGAUGCUGGUUUGGAAUGUGUGCAAACUGUUGUUGGAAAAUGUUGAUGGCAUUUUAAGAAACUGUGAGUCUAACUACAGUAUGAGAACGAUGGGAAAUAAAAAA